GCUUUUCGCCUAGCAAGGGAGAGGCCCCUGCGGGCGGGCACCGGCUGCUGCUCGGAGCCCUCCCCGCCCCGGAUCCCGGCAGCCGGCGCCGCCCGCCGCAUCCCUGGCCCCGGGCGGACACACGCCGCGGGCGCGACGGAUUCCUAGAUGGCUAAUGAAUCGAGGCCCUGCCCAUGUGAUAUUGGAGACAGAUUUGACUAUGAGGGUUGUGGGCAGGAAGUACAAGUUGAGCACAUCAAGGCGUAUGUUUGCAAACCACCUGCCAGAACAGACAAAGCUGUGAUUGUGAUUCAUGAUAUAUUUGGAUGGCAACUCCCAAACACCAGAUACAUGGCUGAUAUGCUUGCGGCUAAUGGAUACAUAGCCAUCUGCCCAGACUUUUUUGCAGGAAGAGAAGCUUGGAAGCCUUCUGAUGACUGGUCCAAGUUAGGUGAUUGGCUGAAAACUCGAGAUGCCAGGAAAAUAAACAAAGAAGCUGAUGGUGUCCUGAAAUAUCUAAAGGGACAGUGUGGUGCAAAGAAAUUAGGGGUCGUUGGUUUUUGCUGGGGUGGUAUUGCUGUACGUCACCUGAUGAUGACAUACCCGGAAUUAAAGGCUGGUGUAUCUCUCUAUGGACUAAUCAAGGAUUCUGAUGAUGUAUCCAAUCUCCUGAACCCUACAUUUUUCAUUUUUGCUGAAAAAGAUGACUUCAUUCCCCUUCAUCAAGUCACCCUGCUGGAGCAGAAGCUAAAGAAAAAUUGUAAAGUCGAUUAUGAAGUUAAAAUUUAUCCUGGACAAACUCAUGGUUUUGUACAUCGCAGAAGAGAAGAUAUCAAUCCUCAAGAUAAGCCUUAUAUUGAGGAAGGAAGAAAGGAUAUGAUCAACUGGCUGAAUAAAUACAUUUAAUAGGAGAGCAAGCAACUUAAUUUGUAAUGCAAUUAUGUAAUGCAAUGGAGAUUUUCGAUAACACAUUUUAGAAAAUUGGGGGGAGAUUUUGUUGAAAUAGAAAUUAAAGAAAUAAGCAAACAAUAUUUUAGAUGUUUUUGUCGGUAGAUUCUAAUGGUUACUUUCAUAUUAUGUUCUUUUGAAGGAGUCUCAGAUUUCACCUAGCAGU
Messenger RNA from Gymnogyps californianus (California condor), 1093 nucleotides. Its product is annotated as carboxymethylenebutenolidase homolog. Bases 148 to 885 code for a protein of 245 amino acids. The record is from RefSeq and is a predicted model, not a curated record. NCBI's taxonomy places the organism in Eukaryota, Metazoa, Chordata, Aves, Accipitriformes, Cathartidae. Gene Ontology annotation, molecular function: hydrolase activity. The transcript has 6 exons.